Cydia pomonella (codling moth) is the source of this 4237-nucleotide messenger RNA. RefSeq names its product oxysterol-binding protein 1 (gene Osbp). The coding region runs from base 102 to 2414 and encodes 770 amino acids. Gene Ontology annotation, cellular component: cytosol; intracellular membrane-bounded organelle; membrane. Lineage: Eukaryota; Metazoa; Arthropoda; Insecta; Lepidoptera; Tortricidae. Gene Ontology annotation, molecular function: sterol binding. The transcript has 16 exons. The record is from RefSeq and is a predicted model, not a curated record.
GUCACCACUUCACCAGUAUACUGAUUAUGGUGGACGUGGCCUAGGUGGUGAAUAUUUUUUGUUGUAUUAUGUUUUCACCAUCGUCAUAAUAUAAUAAGGAAAUGUCUGAAGCGAUUGUGCCCAAGGGUCAGCCGACUCCCGGCGGCGAUCCUGAAAAGAAGGGGUGGUUGUUCAAGUGGACAAAUUAUUUAAAAGGUUAUCAGCGAAGAUGGUUCGUGUUAUCGAAUGGAUUGUUAUCAUACUACAGAAAUCAAGCAGAGAUGGCGCACACAUGCCGAGGCACCAUCUCUCUGCUCGGCGCUCUGAUCCACACGGCGGACUCCUGCACAUUCGUGAUCAGUAAUGGCGGCACGCAGACCUUCCACAUCAGGGCGCACGACGAGGUGGAGCGGCAGAGCUGGGUCACUGCGUUGGAGCUGGCUAAAGCCAAGGCCAUAAGAGCUCAAGAGUCAGACGAUGAUGAGUCAGACGGCGGGGCGGCGGUCUGCACUGAAGGCGAAAGCGAAGACGUGGGCGGCAUUGCGCGCGAACUAGCUGCCAGGUUCGACGACCUCCGCACCUGCUCGGAGCUGGUGGCGCGGCACGGUGCAGCGCUCCAGCGGUCUCUAGUAGACCUGGAGAUACCUCCUUCAGACACCACCAAGCAGGUGUCCGAGCGAGCCACGCUGUUCCGGAUAUCCUGCAACGCCAUGAUGAACGCAUGUUCAGAAUUCAUGAGCGCAGCGGCAGCUUCAAGCGCGCGAAUGUCGCGCGCUCUACAACACGAGCGGGAUCAGAAAAUGCGGCUCCAAGAGGCGGUCGAGCAACUCGCCAGGCAGCACGACAACUUGGAGAAGGCUGUUUCUCACCGCACAGGGGGUAACGGCACGGGACAGGGCAAUGAAACAGAGGAUGAAGACCAUGAAUUCUUUGAUGCCAUGGAAGAUGGUGUCAGCUCCACGGACGACAAAGCACACAAUUCAUUUGUAAUGAAAGUACCUGUAAACAGAAAAAACAAAGUAAAGAGCGGAGAAAGCUCUGAUGACUCGGAGCCUGAGAUUGUAACAGAGACGCAGCAGGUUUACUUCGUGGAGGAGCGACCAGAGAGCUCCAUGGGAGGCGUAGACACCGCUGCACCCACCAGCAAACCGCCGGCGGACUCCAAGAGCAUGGACAUCACAAUCUGGCCGCACGUGUCACAGGUGGUGUCGAUGGUGGACGGGCAUCCGCGGCGUACCCGCGUGCCCGACAAGCCCAACUACCCGCUCAGUCUCUGGUCCAUCAUGAAGAACUGCAUAGGCAAAGAAUUAUCAAAGAUCCCCAUCCCCGUGAACUUCAGCGAGCCGCUGUCGAUGCUGCAGCGGCUCGCGGAAGACUACGAGUACUCGUCCGUCCUGGACGAGGCGGCGCGGUUCAGCGACCCGGCGCAGCAGCUGGCCUACGUGGCCGCCUUCACCGUGUCCGCCUACGCCACCACGGCCUGCAGAACAAAUAAGCCCUUCAACCCGCUGCUCGGCGAGACGUACGAGUGCGACAGAAUGUCAGACCUCGGCUGGCGGUGUAUCUCAGAACAGGUGUCGCACCACCCGCCCAUGGUGGCGCAGCACUGCGAGGGCGUGGCGGGCUGGCAGUGCUGGCAGGAGUUCACCAUGACCACCAAGUUCCGCGGGAAGUACCUGCAGGUCGUGCCGCUCGGCGCCGCCUCCGCCUGCUUCCCCAGCCAGGGCACCAAGUACACCUGGAGGAAGGUGACGACAACAGUCCACAACAUAAUCGUAGGCAAGCUGUGGGUGGACAACCACGGCGACAUGGACAUCAUCGGCGAGGCGGGCGCCGCGGCCGGCUACGUGGCGCACCUCAAGUACCAGCCCUACGGCUACUUCAGCAAGGACACGCAGCGGAAGGUCACCGGCGUCAUCAAGGACCCCAACGGCGUGCCACGCUACGUGCUCCAAGGGCACUGGGACAGCCGGGUGGAAGUGGCGCCGGUGACGAGCGCGUCGCCCGACAACACGGUGUGCAAGACGGGCAAGUUCACCGUGGCCUGGCAGCGCGUCGACGCGCCGCCCGACUCCGACAAAUGGUACAACUUCACGCUGCUGGCGGCGCAGCUGAACGAGCCCGAGCCCGGCGUGGCGCCCACGGACUCGCGCCGCCGCCCCGACCAGCGCCUCAUGGAGGAGGGGCUCUGGGACGAGGCCAACGCCGAGAAGUUGCGGCUGGAAGAGAAGCAGCGCGGCAAGCGGCGCGAGCUGGAGGCGGCGGCCGAGGCGGCGGCGGCGCGCGGGCUGCCGGCGCCCGAGCCGCCGCGCCCGCUGUGGUUCACGCGCGAGGCCGCCGCGCCCGGCGAGGCGCACCUGCGCCACCUCUACAACAACACCUACUGGGAGUGCAAGCAGAGGCAGGACUGGAGCCGCUGCCCCGACAUCUUCUAGCGGGACGACAUGCGCGCCGCCGCCGCCGCCUCCGCCGCCGGACCGUAACGACACACGGAUGAGGAGAUCGAACUAAUAUACUUGUCCGUUAUCAGGAUCUCAAACGUCCCGUUGAACCCCUUGUCCGUAUGUAAACUGCUGCCGAUGCUACGGAUGUUCGCGAGUUCGUAGUGUUUAGAACUUGGUCUUGGCGAAAUGAAAUUAUAAUAUGUCCGUGUUUGUUUGCCAAGUUUGGUUUGGAUACUGGGUUUUGUUUGGAUUGAGUCGAAUGGCAGUUUCAUGCAAAAAAAUAUGCAUUCAAACUUCUAUGUGAAAAAGACAGGUUAUUCUGCAGGAAUAGUAUGUAAUCGUAUGGACUCGUGAACGUAAGUAACUCGUACGCAAGUUGUGUUUGCCGGUAGCGGGCAGCUCGCGUGCAGUCCGCAUGAAGCACUCCGCCGACGCGCACUUAGUGGUCGUCGAAUUUUAACUCCCUCCCUCGUCUUAAGCUUACUCGAUUACAAGUGCGCCGUGUCGAUAUCCGCUUCGUUUCCGUGCGAAUUUCGUUUUUGCAUUUGUCGCCGAACGACGGUUUCCCCUUUUAAAAGAUUUUAAUAAAAAUAGAACUGUGUCGAUAUUGACGGUAUCUUAGCGUGUACGAUUAAAUAAAUAACUCACCGCGUGCGUUUCUUACAUAAAAUUUCGUCUCUCAUUCCAUAACACGAUUCUGUGGUUGUUUUUUAUUUAUUGUUAUGUGUCGAAAUUUCAAGUUGUUUUUCGAUCGAUGUGUAAAUACAUUAUUUAUAGACGUUGCGACUUACCUAUUAUCCGCAGACUGCUGAGGCCUAAUUAAUGAUUAUUUUUAUUCUUCGCUGCUUAUCUGGAAUCUAGAUUCAAAACUCGCACUCUCGACUCGACUUAAAAGAAACUGUUAUAAAAUCCUAAAACGGUCAAAAGUGGAAUCUAUCCUUUAGAUAAGCGAUUGUAAUUUUUUAUAUUUCGGCCGCCCUAACGAAAAGCAAAAUGAAUGAUCACACUUUUUGAUGAUGUUUUUGGAUUCUAUGAUAUCUGCAACUGAAUUUUAAAAUAAACUAAGAUGUUUUCAAUUAGUUUGUUUUCGGCCGGGGCGGCGUCCACUGCCGUGCGCCGCACGAGAUACACAACGAAGUCUUCACAUUAUAUUACGUGAUUUUAAGGAAAAAUUUUGCUCGACUAAUUAUUUUAAACGCAAGUGCUUUCUAGUAUAAUGAAGUAAAUAUUGAUACAUUGUUUGCUUGUUGAUAUUCAUGAAGACUGGUGAUAAGAGUUUAAUGUAUUGUAAGGUCAGAUUUACACCUGCGUGGUUUAAGUCUUCAGUUACUUUUCCCGUUUAAUUUUCUGGCGAUACCUAGUAAUUUUAUCUUACUUAUAUACCGUUAGCAUAAUAGUACUGGUGAGUCGCAUAGUAGAGGAGUCAACCUUCACCACGCUGCACUAGAUAAUGGGAAGACGUGUGCAAUGAAUGUAGUGGGCAUUAAACCUAUCUCUUCGACCCAAUAGGAAAAACUUGUCAAAACUGAAUGCCUUAUCAUAGAUGAAAUAGGCGAUAUCUAUGUAAGUGUUGAACGAACACGAGUUAAUAUCAAAGCAUACUCCAGUAUCGAUCUGACGUAGGUAAACUGUUGGACGUGCUCUUGACGCCAUCGCGUGAUGGUCUAGGAUAUUUUGUAAGAUCUAUUACAAAUUGUACAUUGUCAAGUGGAUGUAAGAUAAUUUGUUAAUAUUUUUAUUAUAAUAGAAUGAUAUUUGAAUACAAAGCCAUAACAUCUGUAUCAUGUUGAAUAUAAAAUAAAUUAUAUAAUGUC